Molecule: messenger RNA, 708 nt
Organism: Arabidopsis arenosa
Lineage: Eukaryota; Viridiplantae; Streptophyta; Magnoliopsida; Brassicales; Brassicaceae
Source: the annotation of a GenBank genome assembly
UGUCUGUGAAAACAAUCCAAUGGUGUCUAUGUAAUUUUCCACUACUUGUUCUGAUUCUGAUGAGUUUGCAUUUUGCAAGCUCUAAAAUCGGCUUUUUGGAGGUAAACAGCAUCCAGUCUGCAGUUGUUGACACUGUUGAAGAUGCAGUUCCAACGAAUACUGUCUCUGACAAAAUGAAACCUCUUCUCUAUCAGCUGCAGUUAGCUUUGGCUCCUCGGGAACUCAUGAUGAUAUCAAGUGAAGAAGCGAAGAAGCCAACAGGUAUCAUCAAGAAUGGUGAUUUAGAUAAGACGGAUGAUGAAGCAGUGGUGAAACCGGUUCUGCCAGUGAACAUUGAACCAGAGCAAAAGGAAGUGCAGCAAGAUAUUGUUGACAUGUACACGAAAAGCUUGCAGGAAUUUACUGAAUCACUGUUUAAGAUUAAACUCGCUUUGGACAUCGAUAGCCCGACCCAUCAGAGAACUCAAGCUCCUCCCAGCAGACGCCAAAGAGUGCUAGCUCCCGUGUGUUCUACGGUAGUAGAGCCUUCAUCUGAAGCUCGGAGAUCAUCUAUAGUGUGGCAUCAGAAGUAGCAAGCAAGUAGUGAAAGUGUAAUAAGUUAAAAGUAGACUAUCCAAAAUGUGUAACUAUCUUCCUUUGAUGCCUUUAGCUUUUCUUGUUAUCUGCAACUUUUCCAAUUUACAGUAGUACUAAAGUUUCGCAAUCUCG